Molecule: messenger RNA, 2346 nt
Organism: Centruroides sculpturatus (bark scorpion)
Lineage: Eukaryota; Metazoa; Arthropoda; Arachnida; Scorpiones; Buthidae
Product: choline/ethanolaminephosphotransferase 1-like
Exons: 9
Coding region: 106-1245 (379 amino acids)
Biological process (GO): phosphatidylethanolamine biosynthetic process
Cellular component (GO): endoplasmic reticulum membrane; Golgi apparatus
Molecular function (GO): ethanolaminephosphotransferase activity; diacylglycerol cholinephosphotransferase activity
Source: RefSeq, a predicted model, not a curated record
CUCUAUAUGGCAACACUCUACUUCGAAUGCUCACGGAGGAAACUUUCGAAGUUUUGAUCUUUCGAGUUUAUAAGUUUAUAAAUGGUUUUGUUGUCGAUAUAAAUAAUGAUUUUUAGUUCUAAUGAUAUUUUAUCGCCAUCUCAAUUGAGAAAACUAACGGAGCACAGAUAUAGUUCGUCUGGCUCUACUAUUCUCGAUCCUCUCGUCCAGUUAUUUUGGAACUGGUUAGUAACCAAAUUACCGAUAUGGCUGUCACCGAAUCUGAUGACCAUAACUGGUCUGUUUGUCAACAUAUUUACGUCUUUAAUACUUAUAUUCUAUAGCCCCGAUGCCGUGCAAGAAGCACCAAGAUGGACAUUUGUCUUAUGUGCUUUAGGUAUGUUUAUCUAUCAGACAUUAGAUGCAUGUGAUGGUAAACAAGCAAGAAGAACUGGAACUAGUUCACCUCUAGGUGAAUUAUUUGAUCAUGGUUGUGAUUCAUUAUCUACAGUUUUUGUUUCACUUGGAGUAUGUAUAGCUACAGAAUUAGGUACUUAUCCAGCAUGGAUGUUCUUUCAGUGUUUUGCUGCAAUGACAUUAUUUUAUUGUGCCCAUUGGCAAACCUAUGUAUCAGGAACAUUACAUUUUGGAAAGUUUGAUGUCACAGAAGUACAGUUUACCAUUAUAAUUAUACUUCUUGUUUCUGCAAUAUUAGGACCAGGAGUUUGGUCAACAAGAAUACCUUUUUUUUAUAUAGAACUGAAAUUGUUGCCUGUUAUUAUUGGUGCAUCUGCUGCAUCAUUUUCUCUCUGUGGAUAUUUCACAGUAAUUUUUACAGGUGGAGCUGGAAAAAAUGGAUCUACAGUAGCAGGUACAAGUGUUCUUUCUCCUUUCAUCCCCGUUGGAUUAGUAGUAAUUCCAGCAUUCAUUAUAUAUCAAAAAUCUGUAAGAAAUAUUUAUGAAAAUCAUCCUUGUCUUUAUAUAUUAGCUUUUGGAAUAGUUUCAGCCAAAGUCACUAAUCGAUUAGUAGUUGCUCAUAUGACAAAAAGUGUAAUGGAAUAUUUUGAUUCUAUAUUAAUUGGUCCAGGAAUGCUCUUCCUAAAUCAGUAUUUUAAUACUUUUAUCAACGAAUAUAUUGUUUUAUGGUUAUGCUUGGUGUAUUCGCUUGCUGAUUUACUUCAUUAUUGCAUUAUUGUUUGCAAUCAGAUUUGCUCUCAUCUGCAUAUAAAAAUGUUCCAAAUAUCCCCAAGACUUAUUGCAGAUUAAAGAAAUUUUAUGAUCCCUCUGUCAGGGAUGCAGAAUAUGUCCAAUUGCACAAACAUGGUUCAGAGGAAAUCAAAGCAGUCCCAGGAAAAUUUGUGGUAAAAAAAGAAAAUAUAAUUGUGGUAAUUGCUGAAAAAAUGCUAACAUAAAAUAGAGUAGUGUCUCAGUUGUCUCAGUUAAGACUGCAGGCAUCAAAUAUAAAUUUUGAGUUUUAAAUGCAAAAAUUGGAAUGUUGUUUACUUUUUAUGAACAGUUCAGUCACUUGUUAAUUGCUGCCUACUUACAGGGUUAUGUAUUGUACUUUCAAUAAGGAUGAGUAGGUCUUGCUUAAUUGUAAAACUGGUUUUGAUUUUUAUGAAAAACCAAAACAUGGCUUUAAAAACAUCAGAAAAAGAAAUUUCAUUUUAAUUUCAAAACUCUCUAUUUGAUUCUAUUUAAUAGGUAAAAUUUCAUCUUGGUUCAAAAUGAAAUAUUCACUCAUUUCCUGCUUGGAAAAUUUACAAAUUAAUGAACUGCAUUUAAAACCGUUUCCAAAUUGUCUUGAUUUAAUACCUAAGUAGAAAUUUUAUCAUCAUUUUAUAAACAGUAUUUUCCUGUUUUUUUCAGAUAUAUUUUAACACUAAUAUUUUUUAUUUUACAAUAAAUUUAAAACAACAUAAAAAUAUGGUAGUGUUUUCAAAACUUAAAAAAUAUAAUAAUAAUGAAAAUGUCAGUCAAAGACUCCAUGUCAGUCAAAAACUCUAAAGAGUUUUUGACUGACAUGGAUGCUUCCAUCAUAACUAACGUAAUAUUAAUCUACCGAUUACUGGAGAUAAAAUCUAUUCCUGCCAAUACUUAAUGCAGCUCAUGCUUCAUCUAUGUUGAGUUUACCUCUUGUAAGGUGUCCCAUCAAUGGUUACUUUGCACAAUGAAAUAUGACAAAAGUCCACUUUUCAUUUGGGUAACCCUUAUAGUUAUCUUAACAAAGUAAUUUACUUUUCAUAGUUGUUCAUUUAUAAAUUCUUAUAUAAUAAAACUGAAAAUAUUUCUUAAUAAAAUCAAUUAUUCAUUUACUUACAUGUUCUGACUUUAAUUAUUUUUCACAUUAAAAAAUACAUUCCAGAA